AUGAAGUGGAAUGGUAUUGAAGGUAUGUUAUUUCACAUCUUUUUUUCAAACUCAAUCUUUUUGUUUCAGGAAGAUUCAAUCUGAAGCUGUUGCUUAUGAUAGCACUGCUGAACGCAUGUUAUGCUGUUUCUACCCGUAAUUUUUUUGUUCAAAUGAGUAUUGACAAUCUUAACAUUAUACUUUUAUUAUUAUAGUCAUUUCACGGUAGAUCUUGGUCGCUAAAUACAAUAUAUAUGUCUUUUCAGAUUUUGAAUGUCAAUUAGAAUGACGUCAUUCGAAAUCGCUCUGUGGGUGGCUCGCUCUCUGAUUGGUUCAUCUGGCCAUUAGGGAGCAGAGCUUCAGCGAGGACUUGACAUUUGAAAUCUAAACGAAUUAUAGUAUCGAUCGUUUACUGCGGACUUAGGAGCCCGUGUUUCUUGAAUGAGUAGUUUUAUAAAAGUUUGGACUUUAUAGUUGGAAAUGCCAAAAAUUGAAGAGAUUUCAAAAUAAAAAUACCAUGAUCAUGUUUUUAAGACCAGCUGACUAUAUCAGUUGAUGCUUUUCUCUAGCUGCAGUCGAUGUGGAUUUUGAAUUUGCAGAAUCUUGCUGCAAGAGGCCCAUGUACGCGUACGGGUCUGGAGACGCUAUUCCGCCCGAAUGCAUUUUGAAUGUCGGGUGUACCGAUGCAUUGAUCUACGCGGACCAUGGUCGAGCCAAUCAAGAAGUCUACAAGUUUUUGAAUGCGAUGUUAAAGAGCAGUACAAUCACCUUGAUUUCAACCCAAGCGAAUGUCGAAUUCUUGGAAGAAAUCAUCCACAAGGGGCCGGGUACGUUUCUUCCCAUACUGAAAAGAAGUGGAGCUCAUGAUAUGAAUUUUCUGCUACUUGUCAGCGACAUUGCGCUGAUAUUUGAAGGCCCGUUCCGCAUCAGCUUGUCUCGUUUUUCUUUCUGUCAAAAAUACCGUUUACCAAACUAGAUCGAAAUUGAACAUUUUCGGUUCAUGGUAUUGUUUUUUCCUGUCUUUUUUCGCCGUUUUGUAGAGCAAAAUUUGUUAUUUACGGUACCUUUUUUUCUUUCCUUUUAAAGUGUGACCGUCUUGCGCGGAAUGCACUGUGGGUGUUAGGAAAAGCAAAAAAAAAAUUCCUUGGAUCUUAGAGGAACUGACUAGAUGUUCAAUGCGCAAAUUAUUUUUCUUGCCUUGGAAUAAGAGAAUCUAGUAGUCUUAUCGAAGUUUCAUCAAGAUCUUGCUUUUUUUUUUCAAUUCGUUUCUUCCGUUUUCAGGUCCAGCAUUGACAUUGAUUAACAACACUUUGAUCGCCAAUUCAUUCAUAAGUUUGAAAAAAAUCGAAGUCGAUGACGUCUCUAUUUAUUGCGACGGCACUACCGAUUUGAUCAAGAUAGAAGGAAGUCUUUUCAAGGAGGUAUUGGACCGACUGCACAAAGUGGGAAAUAAGGUUCGAUUUUUCUUUGAAAGAAUGAUGAGAAUUUGAAUAUCUCGCAGUGUUUUCAAAGGCUCGACUUAGGUUUUUCUAGGAGAGAAAAAAAUUAGAUAUUUCAUUCAAAACAUCUCCAAUUUAAACUUUAUUGCAUAUAAAUUCGGAACAAAAUUUUAUAUGAAACACUUGAAUAUGACGUUUUCUAGCUUCAUUUUCAAAAAUGUUUCUUUUUAUAGGCGCACAGAAAAAUUUUUUAUGAAGAUUCAAGAGCGGAAAGCUCUUGAAAGACUCUUUGGACAUCCUAGCAAACUUUUUAAGGACAUGAAUCGAUAUCUAAACCAAAAGUGUUUACAGAAAGUAUGACUUUUUUUUCCAGACCCUUGAAGCCUGCAAGUCAUUGACGACUACUCAGCCGACGGUUCUUGGCGCGACCCAGCGAGCAGGAGUGCCGAGAUCGAACUCUUCCGCCGCGGUGAUCUCCCAACUGUGCACGCAGAAGAUAGAUGCCGAGAAGGAAAAGUGCUCUAGCAACAGUGAGUUUAGGGAAAAAAGUAACAAAAAAUGAAUUCUAGUGAUAGAAAGAUAGACUAGACGCUUUUUGAAAAAAAUGAUUAAUAUUUUUUUGAAAAAAACUAAAUUCAGUGAACAUAAUGGGUAUUAAAGGAUUUAAAUUGCAGAGGUUUUUGCGGUGAGAAAAUGUGGAACCCAGCUUUUUUCAGAUAUCAUUUUAUAAUUUAUAAAUUUAUUUCCACUCACAAAUUUCGAAGAAAUUUUAUUGAAAACCUUGAUAUUGAAAACCACAUUAUUGAUUUUUUCCCAUUAACUUCUCACCCUUCUUACUGUUAUAAUGCAUUGGAUUGUUUACAUCACUGAGCCAUUAGUUCUUUGAAUUUUCGACCAAGUUGAGAAGAGUUAUUUCGACUUUUCUUCACAGACACGCUGCUGUACAUCGCCUGUGGAGUGAUAGUGGUCCUUCUGAUCGUGAGCAUCGUUUCGACGAUCAUCGCCCUCAAGCUCUACUUCUGCAGCCACAAGAAGGACCGUCCCUCAGCUUCCUUAGGUAAUGGCUUUUGAUAGAAAAAAAUUAAGAAUUUUUGGUAGUUGUUCGCUGCCACAAACAAAAACUUGAACUUUAAGUUUCAAAUACAAUUGAUCAUUAAACAACUUAUUGGAAAAAUGGAGGUUAUUAGUAGUUAGGAAAUGGGAUUUUUUUAUUAUAUUUCGUUUUAAUGAAAUUUUUUUGCGAUUGUAGUUUAAGACUUCGAGACUCUUUUUCUUAAUAUUUUUCGAAAUUUCUGGUCGGUUUUCAGGAGCUUCCGAAAAAGGAGCGCAGAAAAAGGCCGAGACCGCUAAAGAGACGUCCAAAGAGACGAGCCAGGAGAAGAAAUAA
Caenorhabditis auriculariae is the source of this 2805-nucleotide messenger RNA. The record is from the annotation of a GenBank genome assembly. Lineage: Eukaryota; Metazoa; Nematoda; Chromadorea; Rhabditida; Rhabditidae.